Molecule: messenger RNA, 846 nt
Organism: Cladocopium goreaui
Lineage: Eukaryota; Dinophyceae; Suessiales; Symbiodiniaceae
Source: the annotation of a GenBank genome assembly
GCAGGUGUGGAGUUUUUCCGCAACUGGUGCUGGUGACUAUGAUGAGACCUGCCUUGUUUGUUGGGACGAGGCGACCAGCGAUGAGAUUCUUCAGCUCGGAUGUUGCACCAUUGGGCUUCAUUGGUCUGGGCAACAUGGGUGGUCCAAUGGCCAGAAAUCUUUUGAAAGCUGGUCACAAGGUGGUGGGAUUUGAUGUGUCGCCUGCGAACCUCGACAGCUUCGCGGCAGCUGGAGGUCAACCUGUGGAGUCUCCCUUGGCUGUGGCGGCCCUGGCCAAGACGGUCGUGACCAUGCUGCCGGCUGGGUCUCACGUCUUGGAGGUCUAUAACGGGCAAGAUGGCCUGCUAUCAGAUGGUGGUGCGGGGAACGGGUCCUUGCUGAUCGAUUGCUCCACCUGCGAGCCCGCCAUUGGCAAGCAGGUGGCUGCCCUGGCGGGCCAAAGAGGUGCCGCCACGGUGGAUGCUCCAGUCUCAGGGGGUACUCCUGCAGCUGAGCAGGCGAGCCUUACCUUCAUGGUCGGCGGGCCUGAAGUGGCCGUGAAACAGGCCGAGCUUAUCCUUCAGCACAUGGGGAAAAAGGUGAUCCAUUGCGGGGAUGCUGGAAUGGGUCAGGCUGCGAAGCUGUGCAACAACCUGGUGCUGGGUAUCACCAUGGCGGGCGUCUGCGAGGGCCACGCGCUAGCAGGGCGUUUUGGUUUGGACCAGAAGAAGCUGGCGGAGAUUCUGAAUAUCAGCUCUGGCAGGUCUUGGAGCAGCGAGCUGUACAACCCCUGCCCUGGAGUUAUGGAAGGAGUGCCUGCAGCGCGUGGCUACACAGGUGGCUUUGCCUGCGACCUGAUUGUGAAGG